GAAGAAGAAGGUGAGCAUGAAGAAUGGGAGAAAGCUGAGUUUGGUGUAAAUCACUUAUUUGAGUUCGCUGAUGAGGACAGCGCCACAUGGGAAUGCACACUAUUACAUUUGGCUGCUGCAGGUGACUAUAUUAAGAUAGUAAACGCUCUAUUAGCAGGAGGCGCAAGUGUCAAAGCAGUAGAUGAAAACUAUGGACUUACUCCUUUGCAUUGGGCUGCUAAAAACGGUUAUACUAAGAUAGUAGAAGUUCUAAUAAAAAGCUGUGCAUAUGUUAACGCAGCAGACAAAUAUGGAAGGACUCCUUUGCAUUGGGCUGCUGAAAACGGUUAUAUUAAGAUAGUAGAAGUUCUAUUAGAAAAUGGUGCAAAAGUUAAUGUAGUAGAUAACAAUGGAUGUACUCCUUUGCAUGGACCUGCUGCAUGUGGUAAGGCAGAUACAGUAAAAACCCUAAUAAAAAAAAGGGCAAGUGUUAACGCAGCAGAUAGACUGCAACGAACUCCUUUGCAUUUUGCUGCUAGAUAUGGUCAUACUGAGACAGUAGAUACCCUAGUAGAAAAAGGUGCAAGUGUUAACGCAGCAGAUAAAUUGAAACGAACUCCUUUGCAUUUUGCUGCUAGAUAUGGUCAUACUGAGACAGUAGAUACCCUAGUAGAAAAAGGUGCAAGUGUUAACGCAGCAGAUAAAUUGAAACGAACUCCUUUGCAUUUUGCUGCUAGAUAUGGUCAUACUGAGACAGUAGAUACCCUAGUAGAAAAAGGUGCAAGUGUUAACGCAGCAGAUAAAUUGAAACGAACUCCUUUGCAUCUGGCUGCUGAAAAUGGUCAUACUAAGAUAGUAGAUGCUCUAUUAGCAAAAGGGGCAAAUCCUUUAUUAAAAAACAAAGAAGGGGUAACCGCAAGCGGCCUUGCUCGGAAAGAGGGUCACACAAAAGUGGCUGAGCUUUUAGAAAAAGCGGAAGCAAAGAAACAAGGUAUUAUUUACGGCGGUACAACAGCAGCAGUAGGUUCUGCAGUAGCAGUGGCACUAUUUGCAACUGAUGUGAUUACAGUUGAGCUGACUUCUAUAGUAGCAGCAGUAGCUGCAAUUGUAGUGGCAUCACUGGCUGUUGGUGGUAUUACAUAUAGUGUGUUGAGGCCUAGCACUGAAGUGAAUGAAGUACAAAAAGAUCAAGUCAUAGGUGAUAAUCAGCAUGUUCCUUUAUAG
This is a messenger RNA of Rhagoletis zephyria (snowberry fruit fly), 1203 nucleotides long. Its product is annotated as ankyrin-3-like. Lineage: Eukaryota; Metazoa; Arthropoda; Insecta; Diptera; Tephritidae. Gene Ontology annotation, molecular function: protein binding. The record is from RefSeq and is a predicted model, not a curated record.